Molecule: messenger RNA, 1398 nt
Organism: Urocitellus parryii (Arctic ground squirrel)
Lineage: Eukaryota; Metazoa; Chordata; Mammalia; Rodentia; Sciuridae
Source: RefSeq, a predicted model, not a curated record
ACAGAAACUGAGCUGAAAAUAAGGAAGAUUCUGAAAACACUAAACCAGCUGAUCCCACCCAGACCCUUCACCCAURAGGACACCACCACCAGUGCCACACACAGCACAGUCACCCUCCUCAACCCUAGAGACACAUACUGCAGGGGGGACCAGCUGGACAUCCUGCUGGAGGCCAGGGACCACCUGGGACGCAGGAAGGAAUAUGGAGGGGACUUCCUCAGGGCCAGGAUGUCCUCCCCAGCCCUGAAAGCAGGUGCYUCAGGAAAGGUGACAGACUUCCACAAUGGCACCUACCUUGUCAGCUUCACUCUGUUCUGGGAGGGCCAGGUCUCCCUGUCUCUCCUGCUCAUCCACCCCAGUGAAGGGGUGUCVGCUCUCUGGAGGGCAAGGAACCAAGGCUAYGAUAAAAUUAUUUUCAAAGGUAAAUUUGUUAAUGGCACCUCCCAAGUCUUCACUGAAUGUGGCCUGACCCUAAACUCUAGCUCUGAACUAUGCACCUACCUGUAUGGGAGAGACCAGGAAGCCUUCUACUGCAUGAAGCCUCAAAACAUGCCCUGUGAGGCCCUGACUCAUGUGACCACCAGGAACCGAGAAAUUUCUUAUCUUUCUGUCAAGGAAAAAAGCCUUUUCCAUAAAUCUCUGAUACCAGAGAGUGAAAAGAGCACAGAGAAAUGCCAAAUUGGAAUGAAGAUUCUGGUCCCUGGUGGAUACACUUUACAAGGAAGGUGGAUAACAACAUUUUGUAACCAGAUUCAACUAGAUACAAACAAGAUCAAUGACUGCUUGAAAGGAAAACUCAUUUACCUGCUGGGAGACUCCACACUGCGUCAGUGGAUCUACUACUUACCCAGAGUUGCAAAAACACUGAAAUUUUUUGAUCUUCAUGAAACUGGACCUUUUAAGAAACAUUUGCUUCUGGAUGCUGAAAGACAUACUCAAAUUCAAUGGAAAAAACAUGGCUUUCCUUUUGUCACUUAUAGUACCUAUUCCGUGACAGAUGAAGGUUAUAUCCCUCGGGAAAUUGACCGGCUAUCAGGGGAUAAAAACACAGCCAUUGUCAUAACUUUUGGCCAACACUUCAGACCUUUCCCCAUUGACGUUUUCAUUCGCAGGGCCAUAAGUGUUCGAAAAGCUAUCCAACGACUAUUCCUAAGAAGUCCCGACACUAAAGUGAUCAUUAAGACAGAAAAUAUCAGGGAGAUGCACRUAGAAACAGAGUGGUUUGGAGACUUCCAUGGUUACAUUCAGUAUCUUACCCUGAAUGACAUUUUCAAAGAUCUCAAUGUAGGUGUCAUUGAUGCCUGGGACAUGACCAUUGCAUAUGGUACCAAUAAUGUCCACCCACCUGAUGUUGUGAUUGGAAGUCAGAUUAACAUGUUCUUAAACUACAUUUGCUAA